UUCUAAUUUCAUCGGCCAAAUAUUUGUUUACCUGAUCAGUGUUUCAGAUUAACUACUUUGGAGAACAACAAAUAUUAGACUUACACAACACGUAGAAAUUGAAAUUAAAUUGUAAUUUAACUAAUAAAGUUUAUGCAAAGCGCACGAGUCAUAGACCAUUUAAUUUGAUUAAAUUAAAUUUCAUAUACGAUAACUAGCAAAAAUGUACGACUCUAUAAAUGUAACUAUAGAAAAUGAAUACCCGUAUUAUCGGUUGUCUGAAUCUGGAUCCUUGUCACCAGGAAUAGAUAUGAAUAAUAGUGAAUUAUUCAGCCAAAUUUCUGAAUCAGAUUCUUUAUUCCAAGAUCAAGAAUCGUUCAUAACUGCUGCAAGUCAUCAUUCAGUAUGGUCAAACGAAAGCUAUAAUACAUCAAUGGAAACUGAAUCUAUAACGAGUAAAUUUAUCGAUAACCAAAGAAGUAAUUUUAUAAAACAUCAUAGUGUUAAAUAUGAUCAUAUCGAUACCAAAGGAUCCAGUGACAGAUCAGAGGUUUUAAUAAACAUAAUAGAAUUGCAAAGGGUGCGAAGACAUAGUGAGCGAAGCCAUGUAAAUAGUCAGUAUAAGUGUAGUCAGAAACCGUUUGCUAUGCGCAGGUAUAGCGACAGUUCCAUUGAUUCGGUAGAACUUGAAAUGCCAAAACAAGUAACAGUACAGGUUGAAGUUCACCGAACGUGUAAUUCACCAGAAUUAAAACUACCUGUUCGAUCAAAUCAAAUUAAAGAAGAAAAUUUGUCUACGAAGCAAAAUGAAAAAACUUGUGUUGCGAGCAAAAACCAUGUAUCAUCGCCUCAUCGUUUACAAUCCAAAUGGUCAAAGUCAAAAGCUGCACCGAACGUUGAUCCACCUCAAUCGGUUGAUAAACAUAUUGAGUACGAACAUAAAGUGGAAGAGCCAACAAUCAAGAGAACCAAUCGAGAACGAAAAAAGCAAGAAAACGAUCCAUUGUUGACAGAGUAUUUGACAAAAACUAGUAAACGAAAGUUUGUAAAAGAGUUUUUUCCUAGACUACUGUGCGGUUGGAAUUAUAAUUGGGAUUUAUACGAAGUGCACUACAGCAGCGAAUCCUACAAAGUCCCUAAGUGGAUGGAAGCGAUGUCGAAUGUCUCAAAAGUGUUUUAUGUAUGCUUUUACUUAUUCAUAACCCUACUUAUUUUAAUAUUUAUGUUAAUUAUUGCACAAUCAGUGAGGCAUUGGCUCUUGGUAGCUGAACGAAAUUGAUUUUUGGUAUUCACAUGGAUGAAUAUGAAGAAAAGAUUGUAAAAUGGUGACUUGAAAAAAAUGUAUGACUGACUUUGAUAAUUUUAUAUAAAAUCCAAAAGAAUCGAUGUUUUAUACAAUGAUGACGAUUGGUGUAUCGGUCUUUUGUGAUACGUAAUAUAAGUAUUCGCUUGAAUGUAGUUGUGCAUAUAAAUGUUGUUUGUAAAAUGAAGAGUUUAGUCGGUGCUUCGCAAGCACACAAGUAAAGACGAUUAAUACCA
Trichogramma pretiosum is the source of this 1518-nucleotide messenger RNA. RefSeq lists its product as uncharacterized. The transcript has 3 exons. The record is from RefSeq and is a predicted model, not a curated record. Lineage: Eukaryota; Metazoa; Arthropoda; Insecta; Hymenoptera; Trichogrammatidae. The coding region runs from base 203 to 1258 and encodes 351 amino acids.